AUGUCUCACCUCCUCCCGAAAGGAAGGAAGGGCGCCCAAGGGCGCUGGGGCGGCAUCGCCGGCUUUUGGCUCCGCCUGGCCCGGCCCCGGCCCCGGCCCCGGCUCCUCCCGGGGCCCGCGGAGGACACAGGCGGUGCGGCCGCUCCCGCCGCCUCCGCUGAGGCUUCCCCGGCCCGAGCUCCGCCGCUCGGCAGCGCGGCCCCCGGCCCCGAGCCUCCCGUGUCGCGUUCCAAAGAGCGAACGCCGCGGGAUGGCCGGGCCGGGGCGGGUGAGGGGCGCUCGGGGGCCGUUGCUGGCCCCGGGCCGAGCGCUGACAGCCGCGUCCCGCCCGCAGGGAAGGAGCAGGAGGCCCUGCAGGAGCGGUACCGCCUGGGUUCCCUGCUGGGGCGCGGCGGCUUCGGCAGCGUCUGCUCGGGGACACGGCUCUCGGACGGCGCCCCGGUGGCCAUCAAAAGGGUGCCACGGAACCGCAUCCCGCACUGGAGCGAGCUGCCCGACGGCACCAGCGCUCCCCUGGAGGUUGUGCUGCAGGACAAGGUGUCCACUGGCUUCCCCGGUGUCAUCCAGCUGCUGGAGUGGCUUGAGCUCCCCAGUGACAUUGUGAUGGUGCUGGAGCGGCCAGAGCAGUCUCAGGACCUCCUGCAUUUCAUUCAAGCACGGGGGUUCCUGCACGAGGAGGUGGCGCGGCAGCUGUUCCGCCAGGUGCUGGAGGCCGUGCGGCACUGCACCAGCUGCGGGGUCCUGCACCACGAUAUCAAACCAGAGAACAUCCUGGUUGACCUGGCCACCGGGCAGGCCAAAUUGAUUGACUUUGGCUGUGGCACCUACCUGCAAGACACAGCCUACACUCACUUUGCAGGAACACCAUCAUACAGCCCCCCAGAAUGGAUCCGCUUUGGCUGGUACCAUGGCGAGCCAGCUACCAUCUGGUCCCUGGGCAUCCUGCUGCACCAGAUGGUCUGUGGGAAGAUGCCUUUCAGGAGGGGCUGGAACUUCAGCUGGGGCCAGCUCUCGCUGCCACAACGGCUCUCUCCAGAGUGCCAAAAUCUGAUCGGGUGGUGUUUAUCUAUGCACUCCUUGGACAGACCCUCAUUAGAAGAGGUGUUCUGUCAUCCUUGGAUGCAGGAUAUUCAUCUGCCCUAGAAGAAGAGAGAGAGCCAGAGGCACACUUUGAUCCAGGGCCCUGGGAAGGAGAAGGAGCUCCCAGAGAAGCUGUACCAGGUGGGGCUGCUGCUGCUGGAGACAGCGAGGAUGACAUCAAGGAUGACAACCUCUUCCUCAACCUGGCCACCAGCAGUUGAAGAGGAAGCAUUCUGGUUAGUCCAGUCUGGAUUGGGAAGUGCUUGGAGCAGCUGUGGCAUGGAUGGGCCGUGCCCUUGGAGCAGGCUGAGGACAUCGUUUGGGACCAGCUUUUCUUCCAGCUGUGGAUGGCAUGAGAAGUGCCACAAGUGGGCCAAACGUGGCAAGUGGGCCGUGUUCCUGAGGCAGUGCAGUCUGGAGCUGCUGGAUGGAGAAUUGCCCUGCUGCACUUCCAAACCAGAGCAAAGAGCUAAAACAUGUCCUGUAAAAGAAGUGUCCUUUUCUCCUGGUUCCCAUGUGGAGCACCUCCGUUCCUGCUGGCUGAGCUGCUCAGGCAGAGCCCAGCAGCUCCUGGCCCUGCAGGGCUGAGGCUUUUCCCCGUUGCUGGGCACAGACUGAUGGAGCAGCACUGCUGAACAUUGGGGCACACCCAGAGGGACCAGGAGCAGCUGCCUUUGGCCACCUGAGGCUCCAAGGCCCAAACUCUGAGCAGCCAGGGCUGGAAGAG
Molecule: messenger RNA, 1807 nt
Organism: Passer domesticus (house sparrow)
Lineage: Eukaryota; Metazoa; Chordata; Aves; Passeriformes; Passeridae
Product: serine/threonine-protein kinase pim-1-like
Exons: 9
Coding region: 1-1143 (380 amino acids)
Biological process (GO): protein autophosphorylation
Cellular component (GO): cytoplasm
Molecular function (GO): ATP binding; protein serine/threonine kinase activity
Source: RefSeq, a predicted model, not a curated record